This is a messenger RNA of Cutaneotrichosporon oleaginosum, 546 nucleotides long. RefSeq lists its product as uncharacterized. The record is from RefSeq and is a predicted model, not a curated record. Lineage: Eukaryota; Fungi; Basidiomycota; Tremellomycetes; Trichosporonales; Trichosporonaceae.
AUGCAGCGGCUCGAGGCGCGCGUCGCCUCCUUCUCCGCCGUGGUGCGCCCGAAGCGCGCCGCGAAACCCGCCUGGCCCCUCGCGCGCGACACGCACCCAGCACUGACGCCCGCGGCGCUCGCCGCGGCAGGAUUCUACCACACACCCGUCGCGGGCGAGGAGGACGCGUGCAUGUGCUUCCUCUGCCCGCUGGCGCUCAGCGGGUGGGACGCAGGCGACAACCCGCACGUCGAGCAUGUGGGGCGUGACACGCCGUGCGCGUGGAAGGAGCUUGUGUGUGCGCUCGAAGUGGACCGGCUGCGCGGCGGGCCGGGGCGCGCGCGCACCGAGUUUGCGAGCGCCGACGAGCUGCCUUCUUCGGAGGCGCGCACAGCGCUGCGCGUCCAGACGUUCGGGGAUUGGUGGCCCCUUCAAGCGCCAUCACCGCUUGAUCUUGCGCGUGCGGGGUUCAUUAGCACCCCGUCGAAGGAGUCGGCGGAUGGCACGACAUGCCCGCUGUGCAAGUACGAGGUGGUGGAGUGGGAAGAGGACGACGAUCCCAUGUGA